Molecule: messenger RNA, 459 nt
Organism: Jaculus jaculus (lesser Egyptian jerboa)
Lineage: Eukaryota; Metazoa; Chordata; Mammalia; Rodentia; Dipodidae
Gene: Ifnk
Product: interferon kappa
Exons: 1
Coding region: 1-459 (152 amino acids)
Biological process (GO): adaptive immune response; defense response; natural killer cell activation involved in immune response
Cellular component (GO): extracellular region
Molecular function (GO): type I interferon receptor binding; cytokine activity
Source: RefSeq, a predicted model, not a curated record
AUGAUUGGUUCUGUCAUACAAUGUAUAAGAGAUAUCAAUGCUUUUGAGUUUCCCAAAGAGAUCCUGUCCUUGAUCCAGCCUGUGAAAAGGCUUAUCAAGGAGGCCUUCUAUGAAGUGUCAACUCAAUCUUUGAGCAUCUUUAAUCAGUUCACCUUCAACUCCACUCAAGGAAAGAAGUAUCUGGAAGAACUUGAAAUAGGACUGUCUGAGCAAAUCGAGAAGGUCCAAGAAUGUUUGGAGGAAGAAAAGGAAGUGAAAGAGGAUGACGACGAGAUGGAGUGCUCAGAAGACAGCGUUCUCCAGAGGGUCCACCUUGAACUGCGCAAUUAUUUCAUCAGAAUAAAACUAUACCUCAGAAAAAAGAAAUUCAGUAACUGUGCCUGGAAGAUUGUUGGAGUGGAAAUAAGAAGAUGUUUCUUCUUCUUUUAUGACUUAACAAAACUACUCAAAAGGGGAUAA